Molecule: messenger RNA, 1917 nt
Organism: Prosopis cineraria
Lineage: Eukaryota; Viridiplantae; Streptophyta; Magnoliopsida; Fabales; Fabaceae
Product: plastidal glycolate/glycerate translocator 1, chloroplastic-like
Exons: 8
Coding region: 97-1635 (512 amino acids)
Source: RefSeq, a predicted model, not a curated record
CGUCCUUUCAAAUUCUUUUGGGACCCCACCUAAUUUCUAUGGUGAACAUGUUUUCUCCUCUGGAGUAUCCAGUACCAUACCUCUCUCGCCGUUCCCAUGGCGACCUCUGUGGCCAUAUCCCACAAUUUAUCUCUUUCUGUCAUCAACCCUCGUCAUCCAAAAUAUCCCGUUAAGUCAUCAAUAGUUGCUCUCAAGGGCGUUCGAAGCUUACAGAAGCAUUCCAUUUUGCAAAGCCCAGUUAUACCCAUCGGAGGUUCUGGAUUCAAUUCCAAGUUUUUGUAUACGGGGCCUCAAGAGAAUUGCAGAAGUCGCGAGCUUUUGACGAAAUCAGCUGAAACUGACAGUGGAAAAACUUCCUCAAUUGGCCAAAAUGUGUUUGGGCUACUGCAUUUGAUUGUCUCGUUGGGGCUUGUUCUUGCGAUGGACAAAUAUCUUAAGAAAGCCUUUGUGGCUGCUGCGAUUAAAUUCCCCAGUGCACUGUUUGGGAUGUUUUGUAUAUUCUCCGUUUUGAUUAUUCUUGAUUCCACUGUGCCAUCUGCAGCCACAGCCUUGAUGAACUUCUUCGAACCGGCGCUUUUGUUCAUUCAGAGAUGGCUCCCUUUGUUCUAUGUUCCAUCUCUGGUUAUCUUGCCCCUUUCUGUUAAAGAUAUUCCAGCUGCUUCGGGCAUCAAGAUUAGCCUUAUUGUAGUUGGAGGUUGGCUAGCUACACUUUUGGUUGCUGGUUUCACAGCUAUAGCAGUGAGAAAAGCUGUGAAGACAGAAAUGAUAGACGCUGAGCCUAUGAAGAAACCCUCUCCAUUUUCUCCCCUUGAAGUGUGGGCUUGGACCGGGGUUCUCCUUGUAUCAUUUGUUGGUGCAUUGUUUUAUCCCACUGUACUGGGGACAAAUGCCAGAACUUGCCUUCCUUUCUUACUUGCAUCCACAGUGUUAGGUUACAUGGUUGGUUCUGGGUUGCCAUCAAAUCUGAAGAGCGUAUUACAUCCAAUUAUUUGCUGUGCGCUUUCGGCUGAUCUGACUGCAUUGGCUUUUGGAUAUGUUUCGAAGUUAGGAUUUGAGCCUGUUCUAGGAUAUUACCUGACAAAGGCAUCCUCUAACCCUGGAGCUGGUGACAUUUUAAUGGGAUUUUUGGGAUCUGUCAUUCUUUCUUUUGCCUUCUCUAUGUUCAAACAAAGAAAGCUUGUAAAGAGGCAUGCAGCUGAGAUUUUCACCUCUGUCAUAGUCUCAACAGUAUUCUCAUUGUACUCAACUGCUCUGGUUGGACGUCUAGUAGGAUUAGAACAGUCUUUAACCGUUUCCAUUCUUCCCAGAUGUAUAACUGUUGCAUUGGCCCUCAGCAUUGUGUCUUUAUUUGAAGGUACCAAUUCAUCUCUCACUGCAGCUGUGGUUGUAGUAACUGGUCUGGUUGGAGCAAAUUUUGUGCAAGCAACACUUGAUAAAUUCCGUUUUCGCGAUCCAAUCGCUCGAGGAAUUGCAACUGCAUCUAGUGCUCACGGACUUGGAACAGCAGCACUGUCUGCGAAGGAACCUGAAGCUCUGCCAUUUUGUGCCAUUGCUUAUGGUCUGAAUGGUAUCUUUGGAUCUAUUCUUUGCUCCAUUCCUGCUGUUAGACAAAGCUUGCUUGCUGUUGUUGGCUGAAUCCGAGGGCUCAGUCACCUGGGGACAUUCUCAGAUAUCACUGCCCUAAUCUGUAGAGCCAUCCUAUUUUAAGAACCUCUAGUAUCACGCUCUCUUAAAACAUUGCAUUCAUUUGUGUAAUAUACUGUGCGAACAGUUUCUUAUUUUCAUGCUAUUUUUCCCCUCAUAUUGAUCUUAGACCAGGUUUACAUUGAAAAUGAUGAUGAUGAUAAAUAAACAAAGCUAAUGAAAGAACUUGUUAACUUUCCAUUGAGAAAUAUAUUAACAUACUACUUAUCAUCC